This is a messenger RNA of Aphanomyces invadans, 552 nucleotides long. RefSeq lists its product as hypothetical. The transcript has a single exon. The record is from RefSeq and is a predicted model, not a curated record. Lineage: Eukaryota; Oomycota; Saprolegniomycetes; Saprolegniales; Verrucalvaceae. Bases 24 to 338 code for a protein of 104 amino acids.
UCUUUCUCGAGGCAAACGGCGGGAUGCUGCUUCGCGACGACAAGGUCAAGAUCACGCUGACACUCAACCCAAGCAUCGCGUCAUCGUUGCUGGUGUUCAUAUGCACGGCGUUGACGGCUAUGCUGGUCUGCUUGGCGUGUCGAUGUCUGCGGAAGGCGAAGACGCCUUCAAUUGUAGACUACACGCGUGGAGCGGUUCGCCAUCAGCGCACCAUGGCACCGGCCGACCAACAUGAGUAUACACAUCCGUUCUUGGGGCCUCCAGAUUACGAGCAGCCGUAUGACGAGCAAGGGCCACCAGCCUACCACGAAUUGCCUUCAGCACCGCCGCUCGAAUAACCCUUCAUGGAACGUUGUCACGACUUUUGGAUAACCCUCGCGUCAUGACACGAUAGCACUUGAUUGUAUCGUCGACGCACUGACAGUCCCCUCUUUGCAACUCUGUACAUGUGGACUCUACCAUUGCUAAAGGGAUACCAUGUCAAAAAUGUCCCCGUUCGUGCACCGCACGCCCUGGAAACACGUGCAACUUGAGCACCUCAUCAAAUUCUGC